Messenger RNA from Hyla sarda, 1052 nucleotides. RefSeq names its product endothelial cell specific molecule 1 (gene ESM1). NCBI's taxonomy places the organism in Eukaryota, Metazoa, Chordata, Amphibia, Anura, Hylidae. The coding region runs from base 104 to 712 and encodes 202 amino acids. The record is from RefSeq and is a predicted model, not a curated record. The transcript is spliced from 3 exons. Gene Ontology annotation, cellular component: extracellular region.
AUGAAGUACAACAAGGGAGGCUGGCAGUAGGAUAGCACCGCCGGAUUGAGGAAGCUGACGACUGACAACCCUGUGGGAAGACAAUGUAUAAAUUUGUAGGUUGAUGCUCAGCUACUACUUUGGAUCUGUUCCUGUCCUGAAGCUCAGCGUCCAGUCCGCCCUGUCUGCCGAUAUGAAGUGCUGCAUCUUUGUCGCCUCUCUCUUGAUUCACGUGCCCCUUGGCACGGCUUGGAAUGCCCAGUAUGCUGUGGACUGCCCAGAGCGCUGUGACAGCAAUGAGUGCAAGAGCACCAUAAGGUGUAAGAGGACUGUGCUGGACGACUGCGGCUGCUGCAGGGUCUGCGCCGCAGCUGCUGGGGAAACUUGUUACCGGACUGUGUCUGGCAUGGAUGGUGUUAAAUGUGGGCCUGGACUGAAAUGCCAUUUUUUUACAGAAGAGGAUGAUUUUGGAGAUGAAUUCGGAACAUGCAGAGAAUGUCCAUAUGGCUCCUAUGGGAUGGACUGCAGAGGAACUUGCAACUGCCCAUCUGGAAUAUGUGAUCGGGUCACCGGAAAAUGCUUGAAAUUUCCAUUUUUCCAACUGACUGGACCAAAACCUGGCAACAAACGAAGACCCUCCUCAUCUUCUGAUUUUGACAUGGCCUCAGGAGAUGGGAACAGCGUCAAGGAUAAGGGAUCUCGAUCAGGAAUAAAAUGGUUAAAUCCGCGCUGAUAUCUACUUUACACUUGUGUAUAUGAAGGACCGUGUGGACUUUGGACUGAGGGAGAACAUGAAAAUACAACAGGAUUUCAUCCAGUCAAAGUAGACCUGUCAGUCAUUGGGAAGUCGGCUUUUCCCCAUCACACUGAUAAUUUAUAGCAAUGGAGAGAUCCUGACCGACUGGGAUUAUUACAGAUUAUUACAUCUUUGUUCUGUGAAGCGAGUAUCUGUCCGUUCAACCUUUUUUGUAAAUGUGUAGUUAUAUAAACUUUUUAUUUUGGACCUUUUUCAGUCGUCUAGUCUAUUGAAUACAGAUUUCAUGUGUAUUUAAAUAAAUGCUUUGUAGGUUAAA